Messenger RNA from Habropoda laboriosa, 1779 nucleotides. Its product is annotated as lymphocyte cytosolic protein 2-like. The coding region runs from base 40 to 1779 and encodes 579 amino acids. Lineage: Eukaryota; Metazoa; Arthropoda; Insecta; Hymenoptera; Apidae. The record is from RefSeq and is a predicted model, not a curated record. Gene Ontology annotation, biological process: intracellular signal transduction; cell surface receptor protein tyrosine kinase signaling pathway. The transcript has 9 exons.
CGACGCUUUUUUGUGACGGGCGCGUGAACACGCGGUGCAAUGUUCAAAAAGUUGUCGCGGAGCGACGCCCUCGAGGACAUAUCCAAUUGGAGCAUCAAUGAUGUGUUGUGCCUGCUCCGAAAGAACGGUCUGGAGGAAUGUUGCAAAACCAUUACAAAACGACAGAUCGAUGGGGACGAGUUACUGCACUUGACGGAAGGGAAGCUGGCGCUGUGGAAGAGUGAUCUCACGCGUCCAUUGAUAUGGAACCUCUGGACGUUCGUGGAGGAGGUGAGGAGAAGCCCGGAGAAAUUCGUCGAGGAGAAGAUCCUCGAGUCUCAAACGAUCGAAGAUCACCUGAGCGACACCGACUCCUGGGGAACGGACUUCGAAGAUGAAGUGAACGAGGAGAGUAGCUUACCAGAGACACAGAAGCCUGGCCAAUUGAAUUUCGAUUCGAAAAGUAAUCAUCAAGCUUCGGAAAAUAAUGUCGAGUUCAAGCAACGAGUUGCAAGAGCGGAGGAAGUCUCGAGACAGCACGAAGAAGGGACUUACGCGAAUUCUGGUUUAAUGCAGAACGACGAGAACACGUAUGCUAAUUGUCAAGAGUCGAAAUCUGUGCCAUUGAAAAAUACGUCUAAAUUAUACGGUCAAAGUGAGAAAUCGUUGACGGAGCAGCUUAAGGAGCAGCUGAAAUUUAGGAACACGAAGAAACCGAUGGCUGGUCCCAAACCUGAGUUUCUCCAAGCGAGAACAGUAGAGAUGACAGCGUCCAAUUGUGCUUUACCACGAAAAUCCUUUCUGUACAACGCCUUGCAGGCGAAACCUCAAGCUCCUAGUCAGAUACAAAAGAGAAUGAUGGUACCACCACCACCGGAGCCAAAAAGGAACAAAGAUCCACCGGUGAUCAUUAAAAAGUCGAACAAAGAUCAGACAAAGCCUUCUGCAACGCUCAGAAGUUUAGAUUUGGUUGCUAAUUUGCCUACGAGAACCGAGGAGAGCGAAGACGAGUACGAAGCGUUCGAUGAACAAAUUAUCGAACAAAAUCAGAAGAAGAAUAUAUGGAGGGUGGAUAGCAAGCAAUCGUUGAUCAGUGGCCAUCAGAGUUCCGCGGAGAGUGUCUAUCAACCGCCUAGCGUUACCAGCUACGAGGAGGAGGAUGAACCCUAUGAAAUUUAUGAAUCAAUCACGGAAACUCCACACGAUAGUGGGUACUAUUUAAAUCCUAUUCAAAGGAUGUCGCACAUAGAAGCACCCCCACCACUACCCGCAAAACCUUCUCAACGAUUCUCUACCCCCUCUCCAACGCCGAGUCGAAUGAGCUUGGAUAAAUCAAAGGAGAGAUCUCCUGAGAAGAAAUCAGCAACACUGCCUCACUCUCUCAGUAAUACUUCUUUGUCAUCUGAAAGAGCCACGAGACCAUUGCCACCACCACCUGAGAGACAAUCCUACAUAGACAAGUCUUGGUUUCACAAUGUUACCAGGCAACAAUCAACAAAUCUUAUCAAAGAACAAAGUACUUACGGCAACCCUCAAGAUGGAUAUUUUCUUCUGAGACCAUCCUCUACAAAUGUGAACAAUCCUCUGGUUCUGGUCCUCUGGUACAAGGACAGAGUGUGCAAUGUUCCAGUCAGAAAGAGGCCUGACAAUAGGUAUGCAUUAGGCUCGGCAAAAGCGAACGAACAGUCGUUCACUAAUGUUGAAGAAAUCGUGAUGUUCCACAAAAGGGAGGAAUUAGUGCUCCAUAGCGGAGGAGUGAAAAUAGGAAGCACGAAAUUGACCGAUUCACCGCCAAAAUAA